Messenger RNA from Poecilia latipinna (sailfin molly), 1969 nucleotides. RefSeq names its product pleckstrin homology-like domain family B member 1. The transcript is spliced from 6 exons. NCBI's taxonomy places the organism in Eukaryota, Metazoa, Chordata, Actinopteri, Cyprinodontiformes, Poeciliidae. Gene Ontology annotation, cellular component: basal cortex. Gene Ontology annotation, molecular function: protein binding. Bases 412 to 1959 code for a protein of 515 amino acids. The record is from RefSeq and is a predicted model, not a curated record. Gene Ontology annotation, biological process: regulation of microtubule cytoskeleton organization.
UGCUGUUAACACCUGCCCAACCUUAUCUGGACAAUUAGGCCUUGUAGCAGUGAAGUGCAUUUUAAAGACCCUGUGAGACAAGACGUUAUGUAAUUUAUUUAACGGGUUCUUCUGCUGGAUACAGAGAGGGAAUCAAUAAACAGGAAAUCUGAGAAUGUUUUCAAAGGGCAUGGCGAUAAACGGUGGCCCCUCAGCUGCGUGUAACUCUGAUAGGAUGUAAUUCUGCACCGGGAUGGGGAGGAGAACGAGCUGGGAGGAGGGAAUGAGUGGAGAAACUCACAGAGUGAAUGAAAGAAAAAAAACUGCAAGGGGUAAGACAUACAGAAUAAUGAGGGGAGUGCUUUGGGAAUUAAUUUUCUUCAAACUAACCUGUGGAUCCUACUGCUGCCUGGACUCUGCUGCAAUAGAGAAAUGGAUCUACACGUGUCAGACUCUUCUGACAGUACGGCCGACAUGGACCGCAUGAGGAGGAAUAAAGUGGAGCAUGAGCGUCAGACCCAUCAGGUCUUACAGAAUACUCCUUUAGAUUUGAUUGAAACGGGCAAGUCCUUGAAAGUUCAGGCAGAGCGCCCCCAUCUGGUCAGCUUGGGAAGUGGACGCCUGAGUACAGCCAUCACUCUUCUGCCACUGCUAGAAGGGAGAACCACGCUGGGCAGCGAUAGGACAGAUAUCCCCCUGCAGGGCCCAGGCAUUGCAGCUCAGCACUGCUACAUUGAAAACCAAGCAGGGAACAUCACGCUGUACCCAUGUGGAAACCAGUGCUCUGUGGAUGGGCUUCCCGUCACCAAACCCUAUCGCCUCACACAAGGGUGCAUGCUGUGUUUUGGUCAGUCUGCCUUCUUCCGCUUCAACCAUCCCGAAGAGGCUCAGAGGAUGAAGAGUAUGCUGCCUGCUGGGAGCCUCAGAGUGAACACAGUCAAACCGCUCCCCUCUGACCCCCGCAGCAUCUCAAAUGGAAACCACAAGUCUUUUUCAGACAACAGCGACGCUAAACUCAACGGCAUAGCAGAAACUCUUCAGGACUCCCUGAAACUGAAACCAUCCUCAUCCUCUGGGUUUGGUAAACAACAAACUAUUUUGGACAUGCCAAAUGGAAAAGCUGCCACUCCUCCUGGCGGCUCCAAUCCAGAAAACAGCAGCAGCAUCUCUUUCAUUCAAAAUGUCACCAAUAAACCCCUGGCGGUACCGGUUCCUUAUCCACGGACCUCGCGCUCGGUGGCUUGGAAUGGAGCUGGUGGGACUCAGAGAACUCAGGAGAGUCCAAAGCCACUUAGAAAUGCUGGCAAAGAGACAACGUCAAGCCCCAAGCUCCACGUUAAGGGGUUAGAAAACUCAAGCAUUAGUCAAAAACCCUCCUCUAUAAAAAUUUCCCGCACUGCUCCAUCCAGUCCUCAACUGAGAAGUUCCUCCCUUCAGACGAGAUCCCCAAGCCCGAUGCGAGAGCUGGGUCAGCCUCUCUCUGAUGUUGAUGUCCCUCACAGGAUGACUGGCUCCUCCAACCUCAGGGAACUUCCCCGGGUCAGUCCCUUUGUGUCCUACAGGGGGACAGCAGGACCACAAGGAGUUCCUCAGAGUCCGCAGGGCCAGCGCAAACUCCUAGCAACACCAAAAGCAGAAGCCAUGAGGGCUCUGUAUGCACAGAGCCCAUCGUCUCUCUUUGGGAUGGAGAAGCAGUCGGAGGGCAGACCCUUGCGGCCUGGACCAGCAGUUGGCAUUACCUCGGGCCUGGGUUCAGUGUCUGGGUUGUCUCCUCUGGCAAGUCCAAGCAACGAGCGAAAGGCUUCCUCCAGCAAAGAGGGGAAUCCUACAAAACCAUAUACCAGGGAGCGCAAAAACAGCAUCUCUGAGAUCAGCGAUAAUGAGGACGAGCUGCUGGAGUACCAUCGGUGGCAGAGAGAAGAGAGGCUGAAGGAGCAGGAAAUGGAGAAAAUGGUGAGUACCCAAUGUGAUAAGAUGUGACUGAAUUUAA